GGUGGGACAUCUGUACUGAUUCUACAUAGGACUGAAGAUCAAAUAUGUCGCGUAGUUGGAAGUUGACAUAGGCUAAAGAUGUGAGGUCCGAUUGACUACCUAACUAUGUCUUGUCCGGCUCUGGCACGAUAGAUAAAUGAGAUGGCUAGCUAUUUCAUAUAGGAAAUUUAGUUGGUAUUGGUUGAUACGAUGUGUCCAGGCUGUUAGUAUAGUCCUAGAAGCUACCUACUUAGGUACCUAGCUAUGAGCAUUUGUUUGUUUACCUAGAUGUAUACUUAGAAAUGUUUACUGUAUAAAAGAAGACAUUGAACGCUAAAGUUUCAACAAUACUUGUUUUAAGAUGAGGUUUAUACAGGUGGGAGGUACCUAAAUUAGAGUUGGAGUUCCGUACCAUCAAGGCGGUAGGAGGUUAUAAUCGGGGGAACUACGGAUAAGCGAGACCGCUAUAGCCCCGCCAGUGCGGACCUAACUAACCUUAAGAGGUACCUACCUAGGUACCUAGAGGCACUCCGGACUUCCAUACCUAAUUUAAGUUAGGUUAGGUACCUUUUAUUUUUCUCGGAAAUCAGAAAUCAAAUGUCAAAUUUGGUGACGCAUCUUCAAUCCAUUUUUUUGAAAACUUCAGUAACAUAACAUAAUAUAACAUAGAAUUACAUUACAUUACAUUGUCACCAUAUAAUAAACCACAACAACCAAACAUGGCUCGACCAAGGAGGCGCGAUAUGCGCGCGGCUGCGGAGACGUCGAUAACCCCUCCGGACAAACUCACGCAGACGCAGUCGCUCGCCAGGGUGAUAAAAGCCGAGGGCAACAAUCUCUACACCUGCCUUCUACCGGACCAGCGCACCCUCCUUUUCGAACUGGAUGCUCGCUUCCGCAAUGCCGUCUGGAUCAAGCGUGGUGGAUAUGUCCUCGUGGAGCUUGCGCCUCAGGAGCAAAAGGGCAAAGUAAGGGGCGAGAUUGUGAACGUCGUAGUCGAGGAGAAGGAGUGGCGCAAACAGAGCUAUUGGCCUAAGGAAUUCCCCCGACCUAUCUACGGCGACGAGGACGAUGAGGACGACGACGAAGAGUCGACUGUAGGCAAGAUGCCGCCGUCAGGCUCGGAAGAUGAAGAAUAACUGCGUAUCGUCUAGUCCGUAGUCCGACUAGACUAGAC
This is a messenger RNA of Daldinia caldariorum, 1156 nucleotides long. RefSeq names its product nucleic acid-binding protein. The transcript is spliced from 2 exons. Gene Ontology annotation, molecular function: translation initiation factor activity; RNA binding. NCBI's taxonomy places the organism in Eukaryota, Fungi, Ascomycota, Sordariomycetes, Xylariales, Hypoxylaceae. The coding region runs from base 699 to 1118 and encodes 139 amino acids. Gene Ontology annotation, cellular component: nucleus. Gene Ontology annotation, biological process: translational initiation. The record is from RefSeq and is a predicted model, not a curated record.